Amphimedon queenslandica is the source of this 2486-nucleotide messenger RNA. RefSeq lists its product as uncharacterized. The record is from RefSeq and is a predicted model, not a curated record. Lineage: Eukaryota; Metazoa; Porifera; Demospongiae; Haplosclerida; Niphatidae. The coding region runs from base 345 to 1997 and encodes 550 amino acids. The transcript has 4 exons.
ACAGCAUACAUGUAGAUGUUGUUGACAGUGUCCGGGCACCAACAGGACAGGAUCACAAACAUGAAGCUGAUUCUGAUCCUCUCUCCUAUCAACAAAACCCCUCGUAGAAUCCCACUCCAUUUGAUGCCAAUGCUGGAAUAGGAGCCAGACAGUCCGAUGCUGAUCUCUGUACUGGCUAUGAGAGUUUUGAUUAUGAAACUAAGAGCUUUUGUGGUACUUUGGUUGAGGAUAUUAUCAUAUCACUUGACGUACACUCACAAGAUGCAGAAAUAAUCACUCAAAGAAAGUUUUGGGAUGUCAUCCUUCAUCAGAAAAUUCCAGUGACCACAUGCCUAGUAGCCUUCAUGGGUCUACCUUGCACUGGAAAGACGACAGCCAUAGAGGGGAUGCUUAAAGAGUUUAUAAAGCUAAAAGAAGGGUUAACAUUUAGCUUUGACGACUACAUGAAAAGAAAAAGAAACAACGAGUGUCUCUCAAUCUACGAGUUGUGCGUGCUUGGUGGCUUGCCACAUGACGAGUAUGCAUGGUCCUUUGCCACUAAUCGCUAUGGUGCAAUUAAUUCGAUCAUUUGCUCUCUUGCACGUCAGUAUUCUUCAAUUACUGAAGCUGUUUUUGAGUUAACUAAGAAAAAGCCAGAAUCAUUCGUUGAUAAGCACGUUCAAUGGCUGAUGGAGGAGGUCAGCAAUCACUUGGGAAAGAUCAAAGAGGAAAGAAUGAAGCUGUCACUCAUUCAAGAUGGUAUCUCGCUCAUCAAUGUCAUGGAUGUUGGGGUCAAUAAAGCUAUUUAUGAUUUUCUGUCGAUAAUGUUAUUGUCUUGCAAGAGACAUUUUCGUGUUGCUUUCUUCUCAUUGGAUAGAGAUGCUCCUCACCUUAAAGAGGUUCCUGAUUUAUCUCAUAGCCGUUAUGACAAGUGUAAUGAUAGCAAAAUAGUUAUGAGAGAAAGGUCUCGACUUUCAUAUCUCCUCCAUUUUGGUACUCUUGGUUAUAAGAAAAAUGAUCCUGACGCCAUUGAUGCAUGCAACACAGUAAUGGUUGCUACAAAAGAAGGAAGCACUUUCUCUGAUGCUGUCACUGCGCCUGAAGAAGACUCUGUAAAAGAAGCAAAGCAAGCAAUAUUAAAGGAAGCAGAGAAUGAAGGUGUUGACAAGUUCCUGAAGGAAUGGGAGCUUGUUAAUUUGAGGGAUACAGGUACCUUAAAGAGCCUUGGUAAGACUCUUCAGGAUAUCAUUAAAAAGGUCGAUCAGUACAAACUUGACCUUCCUCUUUGUUGGAUCAUAUUGCGUAGUCUCGUUUCGUCACUAAACCCACAAUCUUCCCAUCAGCCCAAUUCAAAAGCUAUUAUUAUGCAUAAAGAUUUUAUAAUCAGAGAAGCCGCUCAUCUGAAUAUGAAUCUAAAAGAUGUGGAAGAUUUUCUCGUUGCCUUCACUGAGUUUGGUAGCAUUCUAUACAUGCCUCAAUUUGAAGAUAUCAAGCAUCUGGUCAUUGUCGAUAUUUAUGGAUUCACUCAGUUACUUGACAAAUUGUUCUAUCCUCCUAAUCCUGAGGCACCAGAUGCCAAGCGUCUAUUGAAGUAUGGUAUCAUUUCACUCCAGUCUAUUCAGGCAUUGUUAGGCAUUGAUGUUGUGAACAGUUUAAUGGAAAUACUGACAUCAUUUGUAAUGGUUGCUAAAAUAAAGAGUGAGAAAUCUAUUCUCAUUGAUGAUGCACCCCUUGAGCCUGGUGUGUACUACUAUAUUCCUUCAGCUAAAAGUGGUGAUAACUACANCCCAUCGGAGAAUGAUGAUGAUUGUGCUUUCCUUGAAGUAGCGAGCGUUAACUUUCCGGCUAAUUUUCAAGCAUGCAUCAGUCAAGGAGUAAUGAAGGAGAAUGACGAUGUUCUUCUUUGUCCCAUUGAAUAUUCAAACGUCACAAAAUUUGAGUUUCAAUCUAAGGGCAGUACUCCUGGUGUUCGAAUUGACUUGAUUUAUGAAGGACAGAAAUCCAGGCUCCUAGUAUGACACAAUAUUAACGCCACCACAUUUGAGUCUGUAGUUGAUGCGUGUACAAAAGUUUUUUAUGCUUUCUGUCACUGCUUGGGUAGAAGAGCUAAUACAAUUCGAGACUUGAGACACGAAGUUACAAUUCCAUGUGGCCAUAAGAAGGGUAAACGACACACACUCUACUGCAAUAAAGAGCUUGAGGAAUGUACCUGUUUAGAGGCAAUCGAUCAAAAUAGCUUUAGAUCAUGCUGGGUUGAAGCAGCGAAAAAGUGUAGAGAAUUGAAGCACAGUGCUGAUAAGAUAGCUGAGAAUGGUGAUCCAAUAGGAUCUAACACAAUUAUUGAAGUUGGAGAAUGGCUUGAAAAAUCUGAUAUAGAUGUAUCUAGACUUGCUAAAGUACUACAAAUCGAAGCACCUCCGGAUCUUAGUGACAAAAAGAAAGCUGCCAUGAUAAUCCUGUUGGCUUGGGAGAAGAAAUGUGUUAACGCUUCUCUUCUGGAAGAAAAA